Messenger RNA from Hyposmocoma kahamanoa, 648 nucleotides. RefSeq lists its product as uncharacterized. Lineage: Eukaryota; Metazoa; Arthropoda; Insecta; Lepidoptera; Cosmopterigidae. The transcript is spliced from 2 exons. The record is from RefSeq and is a predicted model, not a curated record. The coding region runs from base 1 to 648 and encodes 215 amino acids.
AUGGCUAGCGUUCCUGAAUUCGCUAAUUUGUACAUUCAGAUGGACGAAGAUGUACAAAAAUUGUUACAUGGUAUCACAUACAAGACAAUACAAACACAAUACAAGAAUGCUGUUAAAAAUGUAACAACUCAGAUGAUUACAUAUGCUACAAAAUUGGCUAACAUAGAGCAUGACUCGAAAUUCUCCAAUGAUAAAACUGUGGGGUGUUGUAUGAUCGACUACCAAGCCUCGAGAGUAAGAAGUCCCGUCGCCGACCUAUAUUACAUGAUCUUCCAGUGCACUGAUUACGCAACGAGAAAGAAGCAUUACGAUGACUGGAUCAAUUAUUAUCACUCGCAAUUAGACAAAAAUUUGUCCAACUACGGACUUAAAGCUAACUACACACGUAGAGAUAAACUAGAUGCAGACUUAAAAAGAUUUGCCAAGGCGUCUAUUGGUCAAAUUAUCUUUGUGACCAUGGUUAUAUUCAGAGAGUCAGCUAAUGCCGCUAAAUUGCAGGAUGCGAUGAAAAAAGUAGACUCUAACACAUCUAUGCAGGAAAUAGCCGAUCAACUUAAAUUGUCAGGAGUAGAUACGGAAACUAUAAAGAAAUUUCUAUCUAAAAUUGAAGGAGUUAUUGAUAGCUUUAUUGAGCUUGGAUAUCUUUAG